UCAGCUCCAUGUGAACGUGAAGAAGAAGAAAGGGAGCAUUGCUGUCCUCUGCUGGGAUGUGUGCACUAUGGAGCUGGCUGUCUGUCCUGCUUGUCAGCCCUGUCCUGACACAAGCAGUGACUGGGGGGAUGUUAUAUCCCAGGGAGACCCCCACCAGGGAAGUCAAAGAGCUGAGCGGGAUGUGGAGUUUCCGGGCUGACACUUCUUCUGACAGGAAUGAGGGCUUCUAUAAGAAGUGGUAUAAGAGCCCGCUAUGGACGACAGGCCCCGUUAUAGACAUGGCAGUACCUGCCAGUUAUAACGAUAUUACUCAGGACGUCACUUUAAGAGAUUUCAUUGGAUGGGUUUGGUAUGAGAAGGAAGUUUGGCUGCCUAGCAGGUGGAUGGAAGACCAAGACUCUUCAAGAAUUGUUCUCCGUGUUGGCAGUGCCCACUAUUACUCCAUUGUUUGGGUGAAUGGAGUUCAGGUUACGCAACAUGAAGGAGGGCACCUACCUUUUGAAGCCAACAUAACUAGUAUUCUGAAGGGUAGUAAGGACAUUCCCUGCCGCAUUACUAUUGCUGUGAAUAACACCCUGACGCUAAAUACUUUACCCCCUGGAUCUAUCCAAUUCAUGAAUGACCCUACAAGGUAUCCCAAAGGAUAUUUCAUGCAAAAUACAGAUUUUGACUUUUUCAAUUAUGCUGGCAUUCAUCGUCCUGUAGUCCUUUAUACUACUCCAUCAGUAUAUAUUGAUGACAUCACUGUAACCACAGACAUCACUGCUGACAUGGGAUUGGUGAACUAUGAAGUUGUAGUUACUGGAUCAGUUUACUAUUCUGUGGCUGUUACACUACGUAACCAGGAAGGACAAGAGGUAGCCACAGGGUUAGGUUCUGUGGGACAAUUAAAAGUACCCAAUGCAAAUUUUUGGUGGCCUUAUCUGAUGACUCCACACCCUGGAUAUUUAUAUUCUUUGGAGGUGAAGAUGACGGCAGAUACAGGUAGUGGCAAAAGUGAAGAUUUCUACGCCUUACAUAUUGGAAUAAGGACUGUUAAGGUAUCAGGACAGCAGUUCCUCAUUAAUGGAAAGCCUUUCUACUUCCAUGGAGUCAACAAACAUGAAGAUUAUGAUAUCCGAGGCAAAGGACUGGACUGGCCUACAGUUCUAAAGGACUUUAACCUGCUGAAGUGGCUUGGAGCAAACUCCUUCCGCACUAGUCAUUACCCUUAUGCAGAAGAAAUUAUGGACCUUUGUGACAAGUAUGGCAUAGUGGUCAUCGAUGAAAGUCCAGGAGUGGGCAUAAGAUCUCCUGCAAGCUUUGGUAACCGGUCACUGGAACAUCAUUUAACUGUCAUGGAGGAGCUGGUGCGCAGGGAUAAAAACCAUCCAUCUGUGGUUAUGUGGUCAGUUGCCAAUGAACCAGCUUCAGAGCUUGGUGAAGCAGGUUAUUAUUUUAAGACAGUGAUCUCUCACACUAAAAGCCUGGACUCGACUAGACCAGUCACUUAUGUUACAAAUGCCAGAUAUGAUAUAGAUCAAGGUGCCCCAUAUGUGGAUGUGAUCUGCGUCAAUAGCUACUUCUCAUGGUACCAUGACCCAGGCCAUCUUGAGGUGAUUCAGAUCCAGCUGAAUACACAGUUUGACAAGUGGCAUGAAAUGUAUCAAAAGCCAAUAAUACAGUCUGAAUAUGGAGCAGACACCAUUCCUGGUUUCCACAGCGACCCUCCAGUAAUGUUUACAGAGGAAUACCAAGAAAUGGUCUUAAGGAACUACCACUCUGUUUUUGACCAGAAGAGGAAAACCUUUGUUAUUGGAGAACUCAUCUGGAACUUUGCAGACUUUAUGACUGCACAAGAUGUUAAAAGAGUUGUUGGCAACAAAAAAGGCAUCUUUACUCGCCAACGACAGCCCAAAACAUCAGCUUUUAUUCUGCGAGACAGAUACUGGAAACUGGCCAAUGAAACUCGGUAUCGCUACCAACCAAAUUCUAGGUAUUAAAUGGUUUCCCUUAUAAUAAUUGGUGCUUUCAGAGCCUGCCAUAAAGUGGCUUACAGAAUUCCUACCUACUGAGUCUGACUACUCGACGAUUACUCCAGCGGGUAUUGUACUGAAAUGUUUACUUCUCAGCCUUCCAAACCACAAUGCAAUUGUUACAUAAAGACGUGAUACAAAAGUGCCUUGAAUGUUUAAAAUUGCACACUCGAUGCAAUACUUUGCAGUACAUAUUAUGUACAUAAUUAUUACUAAAGCACACCAAUCCUAAAAUUCAUAUUGUUUUUCUAACCUAAGAGAUUACAUUUUUUGGGAUGCUGAUUCUUGUAUUAUGUAUAUGUAAUUUAGUAAAUUACUUUUUUAAUUUUUGCUGAGGUUGCUUUUGGCAUCUGCGUUAGAUAACUAUGCACUUAACUGAAUCAAUCGACCAAUGUUUUGAUGAAUAAAAUUGUAACAUAUUGAAA
Messenger RNA from Rana temporaria (common frog), 2440 nucleotides. It is a transcript of the gene GUSB, whose product is annotated as glucuronidase beta. The transcript is spliced from 12 exons. NCBI's taxonomy places the organism in Eukaryota, Metazoa, Chordata, Amphibia, Anura, Ranidae. Gene Ontology annotation, biological process: glucuronoside catabolic process; carbohydrate metabolic process. Gene Ontology annotation, molecular function: beta-glucuronidase activity; carbohydrate binding. The record is from RefSeq and is a predicted model, not a curated record. The coding region runs from base 57 to 1982 and encodes 641 amino acids.